Messenger RNA from Gymnogyps californianus (California condor), 2701 nucleotides. It is a transcript of the gene METTL4, whose product is annotated as methyltransferase 4, N6-adenosine. The transcript has 9 exons. The coding region runs from base 122 to 1570 and encodes 482 amino acids. Gene Ontology annotation, molecular function: nucleic acid binding; site-specific DNA-methyltransferase (adenine-specific) activity; RNA methyltransferase activity. NCBI's taxonomy places the organism in Eukaryota, Metazoa, Chordata, Aves, Accipitriformes, Cathartidae. Gene Ontology annotation, cellular component: nucleus; RNA N6-methyladenosine methyltransferase complex; cytosol. The record is from RefSeq and is a predicted model, not a curated record.
ACAAGAAGAUGGCGGCGCUCGCGGGGGCCGGAGCAGCGGCGGAGGAGUUUGCUCCAGGAAGUGUGUAUGAUUACCAGCUACAGUUUCAGGGAGUUGAUUUUUCUUCCUGAAAAGGGGAGCUAUGAUGUCCGUGGUACAUCGGCUGACAGCGGGAUGGCUCGUGGAUCAUCUCUCUUUCAUCAACCAGUGUGGCUAUGAGAUUUGUGACUCCUUUGCAUACCCUGGUGGUAUCACUCUCAAUACUUCUGUCACAUCUACUGGAGAUUGUUAUGCUGCUUCUACCUUUGCUGCCGCCUCCUCAUCAAGAGAUGGUCUUAUUCCUAGUCCUGGAGAUGCGAUAGAAACAGAAGGUAGAACAACAAAAAUGAUAUACGUGUUUCGAGAGGAGUUCUUCGAUGUUUCUAAGCCCCAUAUAGCUGCAGCUCCUGAGGAGCAGCUGUGGCAGGGCUGCCCUGAGGUGAGUCUCACAGAAAUAAAGGCCAACAGCAACAGAGAGGAACACCAAGAACGAACCAAGAGUGGCGUCAGAGAUUCUGUUGCUAGUGCUAGGAAGAAACGUAAAAGGAAAUGUGUGUUCAACCAAGGUGAACUGGAUGCUUUAGAAUACCAUUCAAAGGUCAGGAAGCUCAUUUGGGAAGGCACUUUGCAUUUAGUCCAAGAAGGACUCAAAAGUGGUUUUCUUCACCGCACUACUACAGAACUCAGUUGCAGGAAGAAUGUCGUUCCUGGACACAUUGGCUGUGGGUUGGCUGAAUUAUGUGAAAUGGCAAAGCAGUUUCCAGCUGUGAAUGAAAGUGACCAUCAAGCCGUACAUGUGCUAGAUGAUGAAACCUCUAUUCCAGAGCAGGACCUGCUUUCGUGUGUUACAGAAAACAGCUCGAACUCUGCAAAGAUAGUUGUGUUAAUGGGGCAGAAGUACUUGGUGCCACCAAAAAGCAGUUUCCUUUUAUCUGAUAUUUCAUGUUUACAGCCCCUGCUGAACUACAAGAAAAAAUAUGAUGUAAUUGUGAUUGAUCCACCAUGGGAGAACAAGUCCGUUAAAAGGAGUAACAGAUACAGCCACUUGUCUUCAUGGCAAAUCAAGCAGAUUCCUGUACUAGCGCUAGCUGCUCCGAAUUGUCUUGUAGUCACGUGGGUGACUAACAGACAGAAGCACUUACAUUUUGUUAAAGAUGAACUUUAUCCUCAUUGGUCUGUGAAAACACUUGCUGAGUGGCACUGGGUAAAAAUUACUAGAGCUGGAGAAUUUGUGUUGCCUUUGGAUUCUUUACACAAAAAGCCCUAUGAAGUUCUUGUUUUGGGGAGAGUUCAAGGAGACAUGAAGGAAACCUUAAGGAAAUCUGAAGAUGUACUUCCAAUUCCAGAACAUAAGUUAAUUGUCAGCGUACCCUGCAGUCUGCAUUCACAUAAACCCCCUCUUACUGCGGUUCUGGCAGAGUUUAUCAAGCCAGAUGUGGAAUGCUUGGAGUUGUUUGCUCGCAACCUACAGCCUGGCUGGACCAGCUGGGGAAACGAGGUUUUGAAGUUUCAGCACAUUGAUUAUUUCACUCUUCUGCAGAAUGAAAACUGAGUUGGGUCUUGUAGCUUAAUUCUGAAAUUCUGCACCUUCCUAGCAGGCUCUUGAACUUGCUUUUGUUACUGAUGGUGCACUCAGAAGGUAACAGAAAUAAAACCAAUUGCACUUCAGUUAAAAUUCUUGAAGUGACAGAAUAUCUGUUUAACGGUAUCUCCAUUUGUACAAGCUGGUCCCUUAUUUUGAUGAUCUUGAGAUAUUUAAACAGUGCUGUUAGAGUGCAAGUCCAUCCCUGUUUUUUUCAAACCUCAAGAAAAGAAAGAUAUUUUAAAGUACACUCACUGCAGCUAUCAAAUCUGAUCAUCAUAAGUGCUACCGUGUUGCACUUGUAUUAUUUUUAAAGAAUGAUAAUGUAUUAUUUUUAAAGAGUGGCAAUGGAAGUAAACAGUUCUGAACUACGUGUUUCCUUAAAGAAGAUUGUUUUUUGCAAAACAGUGGAUUUUGAACUAAAAUAAUUAUGAAGACAGCGUAUCUUCCUACAUAUUUGUAUCUGUCUGUCUACUUCAGAGGAAAUAAAAGGAGCAGUGCUUGUGUUAAUUGGCAAAUGAAUUGUUGACUGACCACAUUCUAUGUAAAAUUACACUUUUAAAACAGUCAGCAAUUGCAUCUUUCUGUACAUGGUGUUAAUUCUUUGAAUACAUUGUAAAUGAUCAGUCUCAACAUCUUACAAAUUCUGCAUAUGAAGCUGUUAGAUUUAACUGAAAUUUUAACAGAUUGUAAGUAUUUUAAAAAUUCUCUUUCCUUGUGUUCUUGGAACAUUAAAAAGCCAUGCCACUGAGCUGUAUUUUUCAGCUAGCAUAAAAAUGAUCUCUUUUUGUUUUUUAUAAGAAUGGUACACUUUGUGUGUCCUUUGCUGCCCUUAGAUUUGCUUUGAAAAAUAAAAAAAGGAGACUUAAUGAAGCUUCUGCCACUUACUCAUUUGCAGCAGUAGAGGCAGAGCUGCCGGACAAGCUGAUUUUCCUGUUGGCAAGCUCCUGAGGUCUGACUGUUUAUAAAGGGGAACAAAAUGCAUUGCAUAUCUUCUUUACAUUCGUUUCCCUUUUGGUAGCCUGAUGAGCUGUGAAGGUUUUUAAAUUAAACUUUAAAUGUUAGCAGAUUAUUUUUUAAUAAUUUUGUAAUAAAAAUUAA